Molecule: messenger RNA, 2453 nt
Organism: Morus notabilis
Lineage: Eukaryota; Viridiplantae; Streptophyta; Magnoliopsida; Rosales; Moraceae
Exons: 2
Coding region: 376-2214 (612 amino acids)
Molecular function (GO): zinc ion binding
Source: RefSeq, a predicted model, not a curated record
CAGUUUGGUUCAUCUAUCUUCCCCAGUGUCGCCGGACCCCAAACCAAAGUGCAGCGAGAAGAAGACCCAAAGCGCAGAAGCAGCCGUAGUAUCCAUCAACUCUCAUCAGGUGCCUUUGUGAUCAUUUUUUCUUGAAUAAAUCAUUCAAUUUGCAUUGGUAACUGUCAACGGAUUUGCUUUUGAUAAUGCUUCAUCAACAUAAACAUCCUUGCCUCUUAGCGUUUCAGCGUUUUAUUAGUUAGUCCUGCUACGGGUUUUCUCCUUUGGGCUCCUGGUUUCUAUUAUAACAGUUUGGCCAGAACCGCAUUUAGCUGUGUACAGUGUGAGGAGAUUGCUCUGAAUCAUGUGACAGUGCUGCUACUUGUUCUGGGAUACAUGGCUGAUAAUUCUUUAGCUGCACCCAACACUUCUGUUCUUGUGGCAGAUCAUGGAUUAAUGUCGGAUCAUUCAUUAGCCACAGAUCAUGAGCUAGGCCUAGAUCAUGCAUUGGCCAUAGGGCAAGAAUUUCCAGAUGUUGAAACUUGCCGGAGAACGUUGAAGGAUAUUGCUAUAGCUAUGCAUUUUGAUCUCCGAAUAGUGAAAUCAGAUCGUAGCCGGUUUAUAGCCAAGUGCUCCAAAGUAGGUUGUCCAUGGCGUGUCCAUGUAGCAAAAUGUUCUGGAGUUCCAACCUUCACGGUUAGAACCCUGCAAGCAGAACAUACCUGUGAAGGUGUUCGGAACCUUCAUCAUCAACAAGCAUCAGUAGGUUGGGUUGCUAGAUCUGUUGAAGCACGUGUUCGAGAUAACCCUCAGUACAAACCAAAGGAAAUCCUGCAAGAUAUCCGUGAUGAACAUGGAGUUGCUGUAUCUUACAUGCAAGCUUGGCGUGGAAAGGAGCGUAGCAUGGCUGCACUUCAUGGAACUUUUGAAGAGGGAUAUCGCUUUCUUCCUGCAUUCUGCGACCAAAUAAGGAAGACUAACCCUGGAAGCAUCGCUUCAGUUUUUGCAACUGGACAAGAAAAUUGCUUCCAACGCCUCUUUGUAUCUUUCCGUGCAUCUAUCUAUGGGUUCAUACAUGCUUGUAGACCACUUCUAGAACUUGAUAAAGCACAUCUAAAAGGAAAAUAUUUGGGUUCAAUACUUUGUGCUGCAGCUGUUGAUGCUGACGAUGCUUUGUUUCCGUUGGCAAUAGCUAUUGUUGAUGGAGAAAGUGAUGAAAAUUGGAUGUGGUUCAUGUCAGAAUUACGGAAGCUUCUCGGAGUGAACACCGAAAACAUGCCUAGACUAACUAUAUUAUCCGAAAGACAAAAAGGGAUCGUAGAGGCAGUGGAAACACAUUUUCCAAGUGCUUUCCACGGGUUUUGUCUGCGUUAUGUAAGUGAAAAUUUUCGUGACACGUUCAAAAACACAAAGUUGGUGAAUAUCUUUUGGAAUGCUGUUUAUGCCCUCACAACAGUAGAAUUUGAAAGCAAGAUUGCUGAGAUGGUAGAGAUUUCACAAGAUGUUCUAUCCUGGUUUCAGCAGUUCCCUCCCCGACUUUGGGCUGUAGCAUAUUUUGAGGGUGUGCGAUAUGGCCACUUUACAUUAGGGGUCACGGAGUUGCUCUAUAAUUGGGCCCUUGAGUGUCAUGAACUCCCAAUUGUGCAGAUGAUGGAACAUAUUCGCCAACAAUUGACGUCUUGGUUUAAUGAUCGUCGAGAUAUGGGAAUGCGGUUGAACUCGAUUCUUGUGCCAUUGGCUGAGAAACGGAUUUUAGAGGCAAUUGCAGACGCUCGUUGUUAUCAAGUACUUCGUGCAAAUGAGGUUGAGUUUGAGAUUGUGUCAACUGAAAGGACAAAUAUUGUGGACAUACGAACUCGAAUAUGUUCUUGUCGCCGUUGGCAGAUUUAUGGUUUUCCUUGCGCACAUGCUGCUGCUGCACUUAUUUCCUGUGGGCACAAUGUACAUUUGUUUGCUGAGCCUUGUUUCACCGUAGCAAGCUACCGGGAAACCUAUUCACAGUUGAUAAAUCCUAUUCCAGAUAAGAGCCUUUGGAAGGAACAAGGUGAAGGAACAGAGGGUGGAAGUGCCAAGGUUGAGGUGACAAUACGUCCACCCAAGACUCGGCGACCUCCCGGUAGACCCAAAAAGAAGGUCCUCCGGGUUGAAAACUUCAAGCGACCAAAGAGAGUUGUUCAAUGUGGUCGCUGCCAUAUGUUAGGACAUUCUCAGAAGAAAUGCACAAUGCCAAUUUGACAUGAGUUAGCUUUGUUAUUUUUCCAUUUUUCUUUUUUGUUUCAUUUUUCAGAGGUGCAAUAGUUUCACUGUUAUGCUUGUAAACUUGUUGUAUUCUAACUUAUUGUCGCAAAAAUAAGGAUUAAAGUCCUUUUUGGCCUUAUCGCAUCUGUUUGUAAAUGCGCAUAACAUAGUGGUAGCACUUAAAUUUCCAGGAUUAUACCAAAGCAUAACGUACCAAAAACAAAAACAAGCGAAAC